AUGACUCUUGUGUGCUUAGACGCAUGCAGAUUAUGUAGUUUUGUUGACUCGACGUUUCGCAUAUCAGUCAAGCACGUGCUUUUUUUUCUCCUUUGAGUCCAGUUUUCAACAAAUGUCCGAGACACUUGUCGAAUUGGCCGAAAAGGAGAAAGGAGCCGGUGGCGACUGCAUUUCCCCGCUGCCGAUCGAGGUGAAACAGGAAGAAUUCGGGCCCAAACUUAAAAUACUGCCGACCAACGAUCAGGUCAGGGAGUUGCAGACCAUCCUGAGGGACAGGAAUACGACUAGAAGUGAUUUUAAAUUUUAUGCUGAUCGUUUGAUAAGAUUGGUAAUAGAGGAAAGUUUGAACCAGUUACCUUUUAAGAAAUGUAUUAUUACCACACCGACUGGUGCUCAGUACAAUGGGCUAAAAUACGAAAGGGGAAAUUGCGGUGUCAGCAUUGUAAGAAGUGGAGAAUCGAUGGAACAGGGACUUCGUGAUUGCUGUAGAUCGAUUAGGAUCGGUAAAAUAUUAGUUGAAUCUGACAUCGAGACUCAUGAAGCACGGGUCGUUUAUGCGAGGUUUCCUGAGGAUAUUUCCUCAAGAAAAGUUCUCCUUAUGUACCCAAUUAUGAGUACAGGUAACACUGUGAUAAAAGCAGUCGCUGUGUUGAAAGAGCACAAUGUGCUUGAAGAAAAUAUAAUAUUGUCUAAUUUAUUUUCGACGCCAUUUGCAGCCAAAGCUGUUGUACAGGCUUACCCUUUGAUGACAAUACUAACAUCAGAACUCCAUCAUAUUGCCCCAAAUCAUUUUGGCCAGAAAUAUUUUGGGACUGAUUAAUUUUUUAAAUUUUAUGUUAAUUAUAAUAACAAAGUUAAAAACUAUUGCUGUUUAAGUAUGAAUUCUUAAUUAUAAUUGAUGCUGUGCAUUAAUCUCUCCAAUAUAUAAAUAAGAAAUAUGGAUUUAAAAAAGAUGUAAUUCCAUCAUAACUGUGUUUGUAAAUAAGAUUGUUUUUUUACACUUUUUACUAUCUUUUCAGUUUGAUUCUUCUAUGACGUUGGUUAUAUUUCUACUAGUCCAAAUAAAAAUGUAUUAUUUAUUCUAAAUUUACAGUCACAUUUUUUUAAU
Molecule: messenger RNA, 1108 nt
Organism: Cimex lectularius (bed bug)
Lineage: Eukaryota; Metazoa; Arthropoda; Insecta; Hemiptera; Cimicidae
Gene: kri
Product: uracil phosphoribosyltransferase homolog
Exons: 6
Coding region: 113-820 (235 amino acids)
Source: RefSeq, a predicted model, not a curated record